GACUCCAAACACUGUGAGAGGGAGAAAACCAGAGGUCACACUGAUAAGAGAAAGGAAAAAAGAGGCCGCCGGUAUAUCUGAGGCUCGACAGAGAAAAGAAUCACAGAAGACUACUAUCAGAGUCAAGGAGAGAGGAGACAACACCACGAGCACUGAAGAAAGCUGCCUGGAGGACACCACGUGUGUGUGCAUAUGUAUGUUUAGACAGGCAUAGGUAGAUUCCAGUAAUAUUUGUGAGACUGACAGAGGACGAAAGCACAUCAUGGAUCCCUCGAGUCCCUCCGAGGGCCCCAUGGAACACAGAGAAAGGAGGAAAAUCCAGUUCGCCGUCCCGGCAACAGAACUGACUCAGCUGGACCCUCGGCAGGUUGAAAUGAUUCGACGACGAAGACCCACACCUGCCACUUUGUUCAAAGUAGCAGACCAAACAUCUCCUGAGGAUGACAUCUCCACCCAUCAGUGGGUUGUAGGAGAAAAUGGUGUCCUCAAGCCAAAACGAAUCAACCCGAAUAUCUACCAGCCACCAUCAUUAAAAGCCGUGCAGCAGAUGGCUGAAGCUCACAUGCAGAAAUUAGGUGUGUAUCGUCAUGUAGAGGAGGAAGGGGGGGCGGAGCUUUCCUCAUCCUGCAUACCUGAUUCACAGGAGCAAAGGGGCAUGGCAGAACACCAGCCUGGCAUGAGAAAUGCAGGAGCCACAGCACCGACUGAUGAAGAGGAGGAGGAGGAAGUAGAAGCGGAUGAUAUGGCAGAGGAUGAGUGCAGAAAUGUGGACUGAAAGAGCAAAGUUUGAGAAACUUUAGAGAUUUUUUCAUAAUGCAGAACCUUGUUUGGAAAUCAGAAUUAUUGUUUAUUGAUUACUGGUCAAUAAUUCCAUCGUUUGAUAAAAGCAGCUGUCUGUUUGUAUUCAGAGACAAAAAGAGACUCUGAAAGACUGGAAUUUUGAAGUGGUCAAACAACCUCAAACAAAUAACUCACCCCGACAUUGGCAUGAUUAUAGAAAUAUAUAAGGUAAAAUCCAUCAGCAGUCAUAUAAUACCAUCCUUGCGUUUACAAACAGGUAAAGUACAAAUGUUUAGUUCUAUGAGGAGCGCGGUACGAAUGUGAAGUGUUGAGAAAUGUGUCAAGUGUUCAUGUCAUGUUUGUUUUAUGUGUGUUUUGAGUCGCAGUAUGUUUUGUGAUCGGUGCAUUUCUGUGGGCCUACACUGCCAUCUGGAGUACAGAGAAUUGUUAUACUGAAUUCCAUGAAAUAAUUUGCCAAGAACAAUAAUCCCAGAGCACAUGGAAAGUAUUUCACAGCAUUAUUGUUUAACGUUAUGUUAAACCACUGCCAACAUCCUCGUAGUUGGACUGCACUUCAAACUAUAUUUAAUUUAGCACAAAAAAAAAGAAUGUUUGUA
Sinocyclocheilus anshuiensis is the source of this 1397-nucleotide messenger RNA. Its product is annotated as protein phosphatase 1 regulatory subunit 1B-like. Gene Ontology annotation, biological process: intracellular signal transduction. Bases 263 to 775 code for a protein of 170 amino acids. Gene Ontology annotation, molecular function: protein phosphatase inhibitor activity. Gene Ontology annotation, cellular component: cytoplasm. NCBI's taxonomy places the organism in Eukaryota, Metazoa, Chordata, Actinopteri, Cypriniformes, Cyprinidae. The record is from RefSeq and is a predicted model, not a curated record. The transcript is spliced from 5 exons.